AUUGGAGUGUGACUAGACAAAAAUUAGUUGCUUUAGAAUUUAUUUGUAGUCCUUUUUGAGCACCCUUAGAGCUGUUAGCUCUGCUCCAUGAGAAUGUUUUCUUUUUUUAUUCUUCUUGCAGAUUUCCUUCCUCUGAAAUGCGAUGCAUGUGGGGAAGUCUUCUGUAAAGAUCACAUCCGUUACGAUGACCACAAGUGCAGCUCUGCCUACAAGAAGAAUGUGCAGGUCCCAGUGUGUCCACUCUGUAACACACCUAUCCCAGUGCAGAAGGGGGAAAUACCAGAUGUUGUGAUUGGAGCCCACAUGGAUAAGGACUGCAAAUACAAUCCAGCACAGCAAAAGAGGAUCUUCACAAACAAGUGCUUAAAGCCAGGCUGCAAAAGGAAAGAGAUGAUGAAGGUGCUUUGUGACCAGUGCGGCCUCAACUUCUGCAUAAAACAUCGGCAUCCCCUGGAUCACGACUGCAAAGGGAGCAGCCACCCCAUCUCCAAGGCAGGAUAUGCAGCUCUGAUGAGAGCCUCUCACACUGCCCUCAAAUCCCCGGGAGCAAUUGGAGUGCCAUCUAAUGGGAAUCUUCAGCACAACAGGUGCAGGUAGUAGAGGCUCUUCAUAUCUGGAUCAAACCUCUGUCUAAACUUAAUAUUUUCUCUAUCUUUUUAAAUUUUUAUGCCAUUAACUUAUUUUUGUAUCAGAAUGUUUUGUGUAUUCAAUAAACUUUCCAAGCCAAUGUUA
Messenger RNA from Neopelma chrysocephalum (saffron-crested tyrant-manakin), 732 nucleotides. RefSeq names its product zinc finger AN1-type containing 2A (gene ZFAND2A). The record is from RefSeq and is a predicted model, not a curated record. Gene Ontology annotation, molecular function: zinc ion binding. Gene Ontology annotation, cellular component: cytoplasm; endoplasmic reticulum. Gene Ontology annotation, biological process: protein targeting to ER; proteasome-mediated ubiquitin-dependent protein catabolic process. The coding region runs from base 88 to 597 and encodes 169 amino acids. The transcript has 5 exons. NCBI's taxonomy places the organism in Eukaryota, Metazoa, Chordata, Aves, Passeriformes, Pipridae.